Molecule: messenger RNA, 579 nt
Organism: Dibothriocephalus latus
Lineage: Eukaryota; Metazoa; Platyhelminthes; Cestoda; Diphyllobothriidea; Diphyllobothriidae
Source: the annotation of a GenBank genome assembly
GCUUCAGCAACCGAGGUCUCUAAGGCGGUCACAAUGGCCAUCAAUGCGGGAUAUCGGCACAUUGAUUGCGCAUUUUCGCACGGCAACGAGUUUGCUGUUGGUGUGGCCUUGAAGAACCAAAUCGUGACUGAGGGCUUUCCGCGUCGUAAACUCUUUGUCACCUCAAAGCUUUGGUGCACUUUCCACAAGAAACUACUUGUGCGAGAAAACUGUAUUCGCUCACUUCGAGCCCUUAACUUAGAAUACCUGGACCUAUAUAUGAUCAACUGGCCGGUGUCUCUGAAAUCAGGAGUUCGUCAACCCAACGGUGAGCCCGAGUACGAUUCCGUGCCUAUUGAGGAAACAUGGGAGGCCAUGGAACAACUGGUACAAAUGGGCCUUGUGCGUUCCAUCGGUCUUUCCAAUUUCAAUGAGGACCAGAUUCGACGGGUGCUUGGAUGUUGUUCCAUCCCACCAGCGGUUCUGCAGGUGGAAAGUCAUCCAUACUUCCUGAAUAAUGAACUGAUCAGCUUUGCACAAGGCAUUGGGAUGAAGGUCACGGCUUGCGCGCCGCUUGGAUCUUCUUACACUGAACCGUAG